This is a messenger RNA of Rubroshorea leprosula, 1480 nucleotides long. Lineage: Eukaryota; Viridiplantae; Streptophyta; Magnoliopsida; Malvales; Dipterocarpaceae. The record is from the annotation of a GenBank genome assembly.
UUGAAGUCAUAUACUUCUCUCCAUUUCAGCUUAUGCUCUGUUUUUCAUCUUCCUCUUGGUUCUCUCCAUUUCUUUGUUUUAAAAAACCAACAUGGUAUCAGAGCCAUGAGUUCUUGAGGGACUCUCCUCUUCCUCCAAAUGCUACUCUUGCUCAAAUUAAGAGACACUCAGAGGAGGUGGCAAAGAGAUACAAAGCCUUGACCUGCCUUCACUCAGCAGUGACCGAUGAAAUUUUCAACAGAAUCAUGACUUGUGAGACAACCAAAGAGGCUUGGGACAAGCUGAAAGUGGAGUUCCAAGGUGAUAACAAGGCAAGACAUAUGGAGGUUCUCAAUAUGAAAAGAGAGUUCGCGCUCAUUAGAAUGAAGGAUACAAAGACGGUGAAGGAGUUCUCCAACCGACUGACGAAGGUGGUAAACAAGAUAAGAUUGCAAGGGGAAGAACUAUCUGAUAAGGCAGUAGUUGAGAAGGUUUUGGUGAGUCUACUGGAGAAAUUUGAGCACAAGAUCUCAUCCUUGGAGGAUUCCAAAGAUCUGUCUCAAUUCUCCUUGAAUGAAUUAGUCAAUGCUUUGCAAGCCGUGGAGCAAAGAAAGGCUUUAAGGCUUGAAAACAAUGUUGAAGGAGCAUAUUUGGCAACUGAUAGAGAAAAAGCAGCAGCCAAAGAUGAUGAAAACAAGCCUAGAGUUCAGUGUAGAAAGUGCAUGCAAUUUGGACAUGUUGAAAGGGUCUGCAAAGAAGCCAUCUUAAGCAGCGACUCUUGGUUGAUUGAUAAUGGUUGUACAAACCACAUGACCCCAAAUGCAGCCAUAUUCAAAAGCCUUGACAAAAAAUACAAUUCAAAAGUCAGACUAGGAAAUGGAGAAUUGAUGGAGGUCAAAGGCAAGGGAGUAGCUGCUGUUGAAACACAAACAGGUAUCAAAUACAUUCAUGAUGUACUAUUUGUGCCUAAUAUUAACUAUAGCUUGAUAAGUGUGGGUCAGUUGAUUGAACAUGGUUAUGUCCUUCAUUUUCAUGACAAAAUAUGUGAAGUAGAAGAUGAAUCUGGUUCAAAAAUGUUUACUGUUGGAAUGAAUGAAAGGAGUUUUCCUAUUCAAUGGAAACAAAUUGAAAUUAGUCCAAAGGCUAGUGUUGUUGAUGUGAGCAAAAGCAAGGAAUUUGAUGAAAGUGCAACUUGGAACUGGGAAAGUUUGAAAAUUGUUGCUGCAAAUCAAGUUAUUGUAGCAAAUGAUGAACCAAUAUUUAAUUUUGAGAAUGAUGAUGAAUCUGAUGAUGUUUUUGCUAAUAUAGGGACCAGAACACAAGCUGACAUCUAUGAAAGGUGUAACAUGGUCAUUGAAGAACUUGCAAAUUAGUUAGAAGCUACAAGAUUGAAGGUCGGGAGAAUUACAAUGCAGGAGGAGUUUGCUAUGAAGAGUUGCAAAGCUAUUAAUAAUUCACUGGUUCUAGGAGAAAAAUUCAAAAAUGAAGUUCAAUUAGUUUA